AUGCGAGCGAAGGGUUCGAGUUCGAAAUUCGAAAGCGGUCAUGUCAUCGCCUCUCGGAUUUCGUAUAAGUCACCGUCCAAUGUCAAAAUCGUGCACGUACCGCGAGCCGGCGUCGGGACAGUGCGGACUGUGCGGAACAGUGCAAUGCAGUCGUUGGUAGUGUGGUGGGCCGUGGUGUCUGCGGCCUGGGCGCUGGCCGGCGCGUGCUCGUCGUCCAUCUCCAAGCGGCCGGCGAGGCCCGCGCGGCCGCAGCGCCCGCCGCCUCAGCCGCAGCCCCAACCCCGCCUGAACGUCACUUUCCCCACCUUCAAGUGCGAGCCCGACUACUCGGAGUACUACUGCCUGAACGGCGGUUCUUGCUUCACCGUCGUCAUCUCGGACAGCCCCAUUUACAACUGCGAGUGCCGGAGUGGCUUCGUGGGGCAGCGCUGCGAGUUCAAGGACCUGGACGACUCGUACGUGCUCACGAGCCGGCAGCUGAUGAUGGAGACGGCGUCGAUCGCCGGCGGCGCGACCGUGGCGGUGUUCCUCGCGAUUCUAGUCUGCUUCGGGGCGUGGGUGCGGCUGCACCGGCGGGCGAAGGCACCGCUCUUCGGCGAGGAGUGCGGGCCUUCGCCCCCCGUGCAGCUGGUGGCCGUGGCAGCGCCGCGCGGCCGUGUGCACCUGUGCGCGCGCUAG
Messenger RNA from Parnassius mnemosyne (clouded apollo), 678 nucleotides. The record is from the annotation of a GenBank genome assembly. NCBI's taxonomy places the organism in Eukaryota, Metazoa, Arthropoda, Insecta, Lepidoptera, Papilionidae.